Onychostoma macrolepis is the source of this 3064-nucleotide messenger RNA. RefSeq names its product peripheral plasma membrane protein CASK-like. Gene Ontology annotation, biological process: lipid transport; protein phosphorylation; lipoprotein metabolic process. Gene Ontology annotation, molecular function: ATP binding; lipid binding; protein kinase activity. The record is from RefSeq and is a predicted model, not a curated record. Gene Ontology annotation, cellular component: extracellular region. NCBI's taxonomy places the organism in Eukaryota, Metazoa, Chordata, Actinopteri, Cypriniformes, Cyprinidae.
UUCACAUAGUGAACAUGGUUGUUUGGCUCUUCAGCAUGCUGUGGUUUUCUUUGAGAAACUAUUUCGGCAUUCAUCAACGAAUGCUGCAUAUAUUGUUUGUAUGAAGCGAACCUGAGGCUGUUUACUUCGGUUGGAUUUGCUCCUAAAAUAAUUUUUCAUUUUUGGGAUUCCUUAUUUGUGGAUAGUUAUUUUUCCUUUUGUGGUCUAUACUUUUGCUUUGGGACAUUUUUUUGGGACUUUUUGGUCCUCCAAAUUUCUGCUCCAUACAGAAAGACUGAUUUUACAUGGGUUUUUACAGCCCACUUUUGCCUCAACAAAUGCCGUGUGUCGCUCUGCUAGUUUAAGGAAGAAACAUUCAGAGAUGGGCAACACACAGUACACACAGUCUGCUAUAAAAUAUCCAGGCUACACAUCAGUGAGUGAAGACGAGCAGAUGAUCCUGGUGAAAAAUGAAGGCGGUGAUCAUUUUGUCAUUAAAAAGUUCAACAAUGGACAGGAAAAUGAUUUAAACCUUCUCGUACAACUCAGUCAUCCACACAUCAUCCAUCACAAGGAAGUCCUCACAGAUCCUGACUGCUUGUAUCUUGUACUGGAGCACUGUGAGGGUGGAGAUCUCGCUCAGAAAAUCAAACACAAAAUACAGGCAGUAGAUAUAUUUUCUGAGAAUGAGAUUCUGGACUGGACUGUGAUGAUUUGCAUGGCAUUAAAGUACCUGCAUGAUCAACAGAUUCUACAAAACCUGCAGCCAAAGAGCCUAUUUUUCACUGCAUGUGGAACCAUUCGUCUUGGGGAGUUUGGAGAGAUUAAUGAAUGGUCCACUGAUGCACACGCAACAGGAACUGAAGCUCUUGCAUAUGUUGCACCUGAGAAUUUGAGUGGCAAACCUUAUGAUCAGAAGACUGAAAUUUGGAGGUUGGGAUGUGUCAUCUAUGAGCUGUGCAAGCUGAAGUGUGCAUUCACAGCAAGAAAUCCAGUUGAGAUUGUUAGCAGGAUACUCAACUGCUCCUAUGAAGCUCUUCCCAACACCUUUUCUGCGGACCUUCGUCAGCUUGUGAAAGAUACACUUCAGAAGGAUCAAGAGAAACGGCCGUCUGUCAAUGAGAUCUUGAUGAGGCCUUUUAUCAUUAAACACCUUCAUAAAAUGAGCAUACAAACUGUCGAUGAGCUUUAUAAGACUCUAGAUGUACUGAGAAACCUGGCAGAAGAUUUGGAGACGGUCCACUUCAACACAACCGUCAGCAGCCUCACAGGAGGUGUUGUGGGAUUGGCUGGAGGAAUCACAUCUGUGGUGGGACUUAUCCUGGCUCCCUUCACUCUCGGGGCGUCUCUGAUAGUAACAGGAGUGGGAAUCGGUACGGCAGUAGCUGGUGGAAUAACAGCUGGUGUCAGCAACAUAACAAACAUGGUUAACCAGCAUACCAACAGACAAAAGAUUAAAAUGAUCAUAACAGGGUUCCAGGAAAAAAUUACCUCCAUUAUAUGCUGCAUCCAAAACAUCUCAACAGCAGUGGAAACUCUAGAAAAUGAGUUUUCAGCAAGCAAUGAAUCACUUUCCAAUGCACAAUCUGGGAUGAGUGUUGGAGCUCGACUUGGACGAGGACUGGGAGGAAUCCCGGAGCUUCUCCGUUUAACUCAAGUCAUAAAUGUAGGGAAAAUCGCAGCUCAGGCUGCAAGAGCAGUUCGUGUGGCCGAGACGGUUACAGGGGUUUUAUCUGCACUUUUCAUAGCUGUUGACAUCUUCUUUGUCUUUCUCGACUCGAAAGAAAUCCACAACAUCCGCAGAGAUUACGUUUUAAAAUCGAGUCAACCAGAACCCACCAGCAACCAAACGAUAAGGUCGAAUGACCAGACAUCAAACAACAGCGACACCACAAACCUGCUGCCUUCAAACACUCAACAGGCAGAAGAGCUGAAGUCUGAGACCAUGAAAUUUGUGAAGAAAAUAAAAGACACUACAGAGGAGCUUCAGAUGAUUCUGGAUAUGUUACGAGACUCACUGAGCCCAAACUCUGAGACGCCAAACACAGAUAACUGAGAAAAACCAAAGGUGGAAGUUUGAUAUAUUCAGUUCUUUCAUCAUAGAUGUACGUUUUGAUUGUAUUAGUCUCUAGUGUUGUAGUACUCAAGUCAUGUGUUAAAACAUUUUUUUGAAGGUCUCGACAGCAUUUGUACUCAGUCUUUUCUUGGUCUCAGACUAAGAGGACUCAGGAUUUUAUUUCACGAACGGUCAAGACCACAACUGUGGAUAUCACUAAAUUGCUGGUGCAUCGUUUGUGGUUUAUUUGUUAACAUCAUUAAUGUGAUUGGACGUACAACUUACUGCUUCAAAUGCAAUCGGUAACUUAUUUCUAAUUUGAUUUAUUUGACACUGCUGUGCUGGAUCAGAAUUUAAUAAGCUGUUUACUGAAUAUGAGCACGAUUGUGAUUUCUUGAAUGAAUCAGCUGCUUUCAACAAAGCGGUUGAAUAAAUGAUUCUGUGACAGGUGAUUUGCUGCCACCUAGCAAACUGGCAGUUUUAGUAUCAUAUUGAAAAGUAUAAUUAAUUUUUUUCAUUAUAUUUCUACAUAAUUUUAUUUUUUAAAACAUUUCAACAAUAUUUAUGCAGUUGUUACUAUAUUAAUUCAGAUUCAACUUCUGUGCCACCACUGCAGGGUAAAGAUGAAUUUUGUUGUUAGUGAUUUCAUUUGAUUGAUAACUUUUUAAAGUGUCUUACUGUUGUAAUUGUAUUUAAUGAUUAAAAACAAGACAUUUCUCCAGCAGUAAUGUGGAUCUUAUUUUGAUGAGGAGUUUGGUUUGGUCUUGACUAUACACUAGCGGUAGCAAAGCUUAGGUAAUGGGGUUUAUAAUAAUGAAGUGUCUAAACCAUUGAGUAAUGCUCAGAGAAAGCUCACUUCACUGCCAAUUAAUAAUGUUAAGAAUGUGUUUUGGGAAUUUUUGCCUUUAUUAAUUUGAUGUUUUGAAAAUCUUGUUUUUCUGUAAGCGGGUCUUUGUAAAUGGCUGCUUUUUUUUUUUCCUACAUACAGUACACUUGAACUGAAAUAAAUGCGAACCUUGGUAUUUUCAA